AUGAAUGCAUCUCUGAAAAGUGUAUUCAUCUGCUUCAGCGUGACCGUUCUCUUGUGUCUUUUCAACGAAUGCAAAUCUACUGAAACACAGACGCUAUGUGAGCCCUUUAAACGCUUCGAAAUAUGUGCGAAUAAAGCCAGAAGUGAUAUUCUUAAUCCAACUGCCGAUCCCGAAUUCGAUUUGUCCUCAAUGCAACAUGCUGCAAAUAUGAAUAUCGCUGAUUUCCAGCGAGAAUGCAUAAAAAACAAAGUUUGCAUGGUGAAAACACACUUGUGUUACCUUAGUGAACAACUGCAACCUGAGUAUAAUCAUUGUUACAAUAAAGAGGAAUUGCAGGCGCUAUGGACUGCGCACGGUUAUUUGAUAAGCGUGAGACACACACCAACGGAAUUCGAUAUGGAGAAAUUUAUCACUUCGGCUUAA
Molecule: messenger RNA, 423 nt
Organism: Trichobilharzia regenti
Lineage: Eukaryota; Metazoa; Platyhelminthes; Trematoda; Strigeidida; Schistosomatidae
Source: the annotation of a GenBank genome assembly